UGAAUGUGUGCAAUUUCUGUCUUAUCCAUAAACUUGCUUAGGUUACUUAGUAAUUGAAGGCACUUUUUCACUACAUGCUUUUGACUACUUCCUUGUAAGUCUGCCUGUGAUUCUUCUUUACAUUAUUGUCUUGAACGCUUUUGCUUUCGGUAUUAAGACAGCAAGCUGAGGAAAUCCACGUCGGAUUCAGCCCUUAUUCAACCAAGAUGGAGAGGAAGUAUCUGGCAGAAACUAAAUUAGUUGGAGGGAAUGAAGGAACAGAGUUUACUUUUGAAGGGAGUAAAUCUGGAAGCAUCUUGAGUGAGAUCAAAGUUUGGGUCCAUGACGAGAAGGUGAAAGGCAUUAAGGUGUUGCUUACUGAUGGAAAGUCAAAACAGUAUGGUGAAUCUAGUUGGUUUUUAUACCACUACAGUUCUCACACGUUUACAUUUAACGAUGGAGAACAUUUCACCUCCCUUUCACUUUGGCCAGACAAAGAUAACAAACAUCUGUGUGCAAUCAAAUUCCAGACAAAUCUCUCCCGCGAGUUCUAUGCGGGAAUGAACAUCGAAGAUCUGAAAGAAGAGAAAGUUGAUGUGGCUUCUGGGGUCUGUGUGGGAAUCAAAGGAAAAGAAAAGAAACUUUUAAUUUCCUUAGGCUUUCUGUUCAUCAACAACAUUAUGUCUGCUGAGCUUACCGAUGUUGACUAUAACAGCAGAGCUUUGGGUAAGAAACCCAAAGUGUCUGAAGAAAUAAUUAAAUCCAUUUCCUACAAGAACAGCACUUCUGUACGUCAAGAAUACACAAUUGAGACCUCUAAAAACAUCAUACAAAAAUACUCUUGGUCUGUUAAUGGCAGAUUAGACUUAUCAGCCAUCCUGAACAUAGAAGCAAAAGUUCCAAUCCUUUUGAAAGGCAACCAUAGAUAUGAAAUUAAAACAGGAGCUGAGGGUAGAUAUGCUCCAGAGACCACUACAGAGAAAACAGAGAGCAUCUCAUUUCCUCUUAAAGUUCCGAAAAAUAUAACCGUGAAUGUGAGCAUAAUAAUUAGUGAAGCUAAUGUCAAUCUCCCAUUUACUGGCCUCAUGAAGAUUACCUGCUGUAAUGGCGCCGUGUGGAAGUUUAAAACCAGUGGAAUCUACAAGGGUGCCGCUUACUCUGAUGUAAAAGUGGUUGUUAAAGAAAAAUAAAAAGAUUUUAGCAGUCUAAGAAGCUUUAAGUUACAUUCUAUAAAUAUUUCACCCACAAAAUGUUAACCAUAAUAUGUGUACUCAUAUCUGAUCAUGUUUAAUCCUCAAUGUUAGCGAUGCAUGAAAAAUAUACAGUGCAUUAUGUGUCACUGUACUCAGUAUCUCAAGGUCUUGCUGACUGGAAGUGUGUGUGUGUGUGAGGGGGGGGGGGUUACACUACUUAAGCAUAUUUAAAAUGAUUAAUGUACAUUUUUGAAAACUUUGUCUACUUUGACUAUAAUGUAUUAAUGUAUAAGUGACAAAUAUUACUGGAGAAAUGUAUCCAUUUCUCCGAGUUCUCUGUGGUUGUUUCUACAAUGUGUGUAAUCGUAUUUGUAGCCAGCGGUGACUUCUACAAUCUUGCAUGUUAUUGUGUAUCCUGUAUGGGGUGGGACGGGAGAUUUUUUUUUUCUUAAAUCUGUAAAAUCUGUAAACCUAUGAAAACAGUGUUUUGAUUUAUUCUGUUUGUCUAAUCCAGUAGUUGGAAACCCACACUUUUGAUUAAUAAAACAUUCUUUACAAAACA
Tachysurus fulvidraco (yellow catfish) is the source of this 1734-nucleotide messenger RNA. RefSeq names its product aerolysin-like protein. The coding region runs from base 207 to 1169 and encodes 320 amino acids. Lineage: Eukaryota; Metazoa; Chordata; Actinopteri; Siluriformes; Bagridae. The transcript has 3 exons. The record is from RefSeq and is a predicted model, not a curated record.